CGCCGCCGCUGCAGAGGUUGCACCGUGAGGCAACAGUCUGCGCCGCUGGUCAUGGUGAUUGGCCGAGGAGGCGGCGCCCCUUCCCCCGAGACCCUCUCCCGCUUAAUCGCUCGAGGAGAGACGCGUCCCGACUGAAAAUCCGUCGCUGUCUGUGCGUCCUACUGCCACGUCCUGACCACGCCGCUUCCGAAAUGGCCAAGGUACCCGGACAGUCAUCGGAGAAUAGUAUCGAGGGAUACUCGUAUGAACACAUCGAAAGUAUCGCAAACUUCCUGCUGAGCAAGACGGAGCACCGACCAACGAUAGGAAUCAUAUGCGGCUCUGGCUUGGGCUCCCUGGCUGACCUCAUCGGAGGCAGCAAGGAGUUUCAGUACAAGGACAUUCCAGAUUUCCCUGUUAGCACAGUUCCUGGUCACAGCGGAAAGCUUGUUUUAGGCAGCCUGGAAGGAAAGACGGUCAUUUGUAUGCAAGGACGAUUUCAUCCUUACGAAGGCUACCCACUAUGGAAGUGUGCAAUGCCAGUAAGGUUGAUGAAGCUGCUUGGAGUAAAAACUCUUAUUGUCACUAAUGCUGCUGGUGGGGUGAACCCAAAUUUCAAGGCUGGUGAUAUCAUGAUCAUUCGGGACCACAUAAACUUCCCCGGCCUCGGCGGCGACAAUCCUCUGAAAGGUCGCAACGACGAAAGGUGGGGACCUCGCUUUCCGGCCAUGAGCAAUGCCUAUGACAGGGACCUUCGGGAACUGGCGAAGAAAAUUGCCAACGAAGAGCUUUCGCUCUGGCCUUUCCUCCGUGAAGGUGUCUACUGUAUGCUUGGAGGACCAAACUUCGAGUCGGUUGCCGAGAUAAAUAUGCUCCGAGUGCUCGGUGCCGACGCUUGUGGCAUGAGCACGGCACACGAGGUCAUCGUGGCAAGACACUGUGGCCUCCGUGUAUUCGGCCUGUCGCUUAUCAGCAACGUGUGCAUAAGCAACUACGACACCAAGCAAGUGGCCAAUCACGAAGAGGUCCUCGAAACCGGCCAGAAACGCAAGAAGGACCUCGAGAAGCUCGUCAGGGCUCUCAUCAAGAAGAUGGAUGCUUGAAAUACUGCGCUGUUCCCGA
Rhipicephalus sanguineus (brown dog tick) is the source of this 1101-nucleotide messenger RNA. RefSeq names its product purine nucleoside phosphorylase. The coding region runs from base 192 to 1082 and encodes 296 amino acids. Lineage: Eukaryota; Metazoa; Arthropoda; Arachnida; Ixodida; Ixodidae. The transcript is spliced from 6 exons. The record is from RefSeq and is a predicted model, not a curated record. Gene Ontology annotation, biological process: nucleoside metabolic process. Gene Ontology annotation, cellular component: cytoplasm. Gene Ontology annotation, molecular function: purine-nucleoside phosphorylase activity.